AUGUAUUGGCCAUUGGGUGCGCGUCAUCAACCAACAUCCCCAAUUGUCUUCAUCACUUCACCAUUCACUUUCGAUUACCAGCCAAGAUCCUUGGGUGAUGGCAGAGCGUCAAAUAGUCUCGAGAAGGCUCUCGCUAUAGUCCGCAACUCCCGCCUCCAACAUCCCAAUGACCAAAUCCUAGAAUGUUUCCUACAAGACUCCGUGAACCCUGAAGCGACUUCUCGAUACGUGCUUGAGAAAUACUCCGACGGCCCAGAAGGCUUCGAUUUAACGUCGCUUUUAUCUGACUGGAAGGAGCUAGUUGGAAGUGUCAUUGAACAGUUCUCACAGCAAAACACCGCUAAGGAAGACGUCGUAGUUAAUGUGACAAAGAGAGAUAACUAUACAUGCCGUAUCACAGGACUCAAAUCGUCCUUGGUUGAUCCUCUAAUUGUUACCCCGAUCUUUCCCGUAGUUCAGUUCUCCGGAGAGUCUCUGCAAGAGCUAUUUGAUCCUUUCAGUGGCUCUGAUAUACAAGAGCAGAUUCAAGCCAAUGACGGUCGCAGUUUUGGCGUCCAGAAUCAUUAA
Molecule: messenger RNA, 567 nt
Organism: Fusarium verticillioides 7600
Lineage: Eukaryota; Fungi; Ascomycota; Sordariomycetes; Hypocreales; Nectriaceae
Exons: 3
Coding region: 1-567 (188 amino acids)
Source: RefSeq, a predicted model, not a curated record